AUGACCCACAAAGUCGAUCUGGGUCGCAGCCUCUUCUGCACGAUCGACUCCCGUCUACGUCUUCAUCUGGCAGCCUCGGCCCAGUUCCGUUUACCACCAACCCAUCGACGCUCAGACAUCCCUUUCGACAUGAGUCAAUGGUUAGCCUCUGAGGAUGUUUGGGUGCUGCCAGGCCCGCAGCUGGAGUUUUCCUGUCGCAUUAGCGCUGACCCAGUUCUUGAGGGUGCUAUCUCUGGGUUGAGCUCACUGCUGAGGGACAAGCUUUGUAGGUCAAAGAUCUGGCCGAGUCUCGGAUACACUGCGAUGCUCAAGGAUUGCACCUCUGUCACGAAUCUGGAUAUGUCCCGGGACCAGUGCCUCGUUUUUGGUUUGUGCAAGCAAGAUGAGGCCUCUCCCUUGCGAAAACGCUGGACCUUACCCGAUGCAAUACAGAAUCCCGUUGAUGUCUACCCUCCGACGGGCGUGCGUACGGUGUUCUUGACUUCAGUUGACAUCGUCCUGGAUUACAGUUACUGCGCCGAGCAUUCGCCUCGGCAAGAAUGGCAAUAUACCUUCGCAGCUGGGGGUCAGCCACAGUUGUAUUCUUUGAUUCCAGCCCCAUCUUUCCAAUACCGCUACCAUCCAGAUACCAAUUCCCCUUUCGAACCACAAAGACCUUCUAUAUCUGGAUACAUCAUGGAAAGUCCAUUGUCGAGUCAAUCGAGCCAUUCCUCUUUCUCGCAGACAAGCCGCUGCCCGCGAACCGACUAUACCACCAUCCGAAUAUCUCAAGAGCUUCUGCGUUUAUUCGAUUUCGGGCUCCAGAGACUCAUUCUCUCGGGAUCCAUCAAAGACCCUCAAGUCCUGAUGCCAGGGCAAGAAACCCUACACACCCUAUCAGACAUAGCACCGGCAGUCUUCAGCCGGGGAUACCGUGAGGUGAGUAUCUUUCUCUCAGUUCAACACACACCCCAGUAUCUCACAGUCGAACAGGCCAUCAACCAGCGAGCGGCAUCGCUAACUACUCUCACCAAAGCGCUAUCUUCCAUGCUUGAGGGCAGCCGGAACCGUGCCAUCCAAAAUACAUUAUCGACCCUGUUACGGACAACCUCAAACCCUGAUGAAAAAAUUGUUCCGACACAAUCCAACAUAUCAGAUCUAAAGCCCGCAAUCUCAACUUCACUCUGGCGCAUCGCCCAGCAAAACCUCCACAAGACUCCAAAAACAAGAAAAUUGACUCCCUUUUUUGACAUGGACCCUGGACUAGAAGUAAAGCUGGCAACAGAAGAGCCCGAGGACCUUCCACUCUUUGAACAGGAGGAAAUGCUGCUUGAGAACCGAGUUUCAGAGCCAUAUUACCUGGAGGACACUGAUGCAACGGAGUACGAGGGAGACGAAGUCGAUGCUGGUUUCUCAGAAUUACUUGAGAAAGACAUAUUCAAAAAACCGGAUGAUCUGCUACUAGAGGAAACGAGGAGCGAGUCAAGUUUUGUGGACAUCGGCGAAUCGACGCAGUCCACCUUCCCCGAUACAGGUUCACCAUGUUCCCUUCUCUUCAUUGACCAUGAGAUGCUUCUUUCGAACGAUGGCGCAGCGAGACAGGAAGGGAUUGUUCCACUGUUGGACCAGCAGGAUGAGGUACAGGACUUUGAGGGGUGUCAGAUGUUGUGCGAAUAG
This is a messenger RNA of Penicillium riverlandense, 1656 nucleotides long. RefSeq lists its product as uncharacterized. Lineage: Eukaryota; Fungi; Ascomycota; Eurotiomycetes; Eurotiales; Aspergillaceae. The record is from RefSeq and is a predicted model, not a curated record. The coding region runs from base 1 to 1656 and encodes 551 amino acids. The transcript is spliced from 2 exons.